AUGGAGGCCGACGGCCAGCGGCGGCGUCUCCUAGCCGCAGAUUUCGCGAUGUCCUUCAUGUGGGUCUGGUCAAGCGUGAUCGUCAAGAUAUUCGUGCACAGGAUCUUGGGCUACACCGCUCACGACGUGAAGGGCGAGGUGGUCAGAUACGCCGUCUCCCUCAUGAACAUGUUCUUCUUCGCAUUCGUGGGGAAGGCCACCAAGGGCGGGGCUUAUAACCCCCUCACCGUCUUGUCCGCCGCCGUGUCCGGUGAUUUUCCCAAUUUUCUAUUCACUCUUGGGGCCAGAAUUACCGCACAGAUAGUUGGAUCAAUUUACGGCUUGAGGCUCAUCUUGCAAACAGUUCUCGGGAUAGGACGUGGGCCACGCUUGAACAUUGAUAUUGCAAAGGGAGAAUUGACCGAAGGUUUUCUGACAUUUUCAAUUGUGAUAAUAUCACUUGGUCUGUCCAGAAAAGUUAGCGACAGUUUCUUUAUGAAAACUAGGAUUUCAAGUCUCUCCAAGCUCACUCUUCACCUUCUUGGCUCGGAUCUCACUGGGGGAUGCAUGAAUCCAACCUCUGUAAUGGGGUGGGCUUUUGCUAAUGGGGAGCACAUAACCAAGAAGCAUUUGAUCGUCUAUUGGCUUGCACCCGUUGAGGCCACUUUAGCUUCAGUUUGGGUGUUUGGUAUACUAUUUCGACCUGAGAAGGAUGAGCCAUCAGCUGCUAGAAAGAACGACUCCCCACAGCUGAAGUCUGAAAAAUCUGAUUGA
Molecule: messenger RNA, 753 nt
Organism: Striga hermonthica
Lineage: Eukaryota; Viridiplantae; Streptophyta; Magnoliopsida; Lamiales; Orobanchaceae
Source: the annotation of a GenBank genome assembly